CACCUCCUUUAGCAACUAAUCAACAACAAUUCCCAUCACAACCACCUCCUUUAGCAACAAACCAACAACAAUUUCAAACUCAACCUCCAAUGAUGCAUAGUGGAAUGAAUCAACCUCCAGUACAACAACCUUAUCCAAAUCAAGGACCGCCAACAACAUCUACCCAAAUUCGACCUGCACCUGCUAUACCUAAUCAAUUUGGUCCACCUCCAACAUAUCCUACUCCUCAAUUUCCGCAACAACAGCAACAACAACAACAACAACAGCCUCCUUUUCCUAAUCAAUCAUCAUCAGGUAUUGGUGGAAUGCCACAAUAUUCUAGUGGUCAACCACCUUACAAUGCUCCUCCAUCUUCAUUUCCUCCGGGUAGUCAACAACCACCACCACCACUAACAUCAACUAAUUAUCCUCAACAACCAUCAUUAGCUCAUUAUCCUAAUCAACCAAAUUUAUCUGGUCCACCAACAAUGCCAGGUAGUCAAUUAAAUGGAUAUCCUGGUCAACCACCAUCAAGUGGACCAGUACAACAACCAUAUCAAUCACAACGUAUUGAUCCUGAUAUGGUACCUAAUGUAGUUCAAGUUCUUGAACAAAGUCAAGAAAAAAUUCAAGAACCAUUUAUAACUAAUGCACCAGGUUUAUUACCACCAUUAGCAGCAACUGAUUUUGUUUGCCAAGAUCAAGGUAGUUGUAAUCCACGUUUUAUACGUUCAACAACAUAUGCUAUACCAAAUGCAACUGAUAUGAUUAAACAAUCUCAUAUACCAGUUGCUCUUUCUAUUAGUCCAUUAGCAGAUUUACGAUCGGAUGAACUUGAACCACCAAUUACUAAUUUCGGUGAAAUCGGUCCAAUACGAUGUCAUCGUUGUAAAGCAUAUAUGUGUUCAUUUAUGCAAUUUAUUGAUGGUGGUAAACGUUUUAUUUGUUGUUUUUGUGAAGCUGCAACUGAUGUACCUACUGAAUAUUUUAAUCAUCUUGAUCAUAGUGGUCGUCGUAUGGAUUGGUAUCAACGACCAGAACUUUGUCUUGGUUCAUACGAAAUUUUAGCGACAAAACAAUAUUGUAAAGAUGAAAAAUGGCCUGAACCACCAGCAUUUAUAUUUAUGAUUGAUGUAUCAUAUAAUAGUGUUCGUAGUGGUCUUGCUGAAUAUAUUUGUCAUAUAUUAAAAACUGAACUUCUUAAUUAUUUACCAAAAGAUAAAAAUUCUGAAACAUCUAAUAUACGUGUUGGUUUUGCAACAUUUGAUAAACAAAUACAUUUUUAUAAUAUUAAAAAUACACUUGGACAACCACAAAUGAUGAUUGUCUCUGAUCUUGAAGAUAUAUUUGUACCAUUACUUGAUGGUUUUCUUGCUUCACCACAAGAUUCACGUGGAGUUAUUAAUAGUUUACUUGAUCAAAUUCCACAAACAUUUGCAAAUACACAAGAAACAGAAACAAUUUUAGCACCGGUUAUUCAAUCCGGUAUUCAAGCAUUAAAAGAAGCACACUGUGCAGGUAAAAUUUAUAUUUUUUCAACAACAUUACCAAUAUCUGUUGCACCGGGAAAAUUAUCAAAUCGUGAUGAUAAAAAAUUACUUGGAACUGAAAAAGAAAAAACAUUACUUGCACCAGUUAAUAAUGUUUAUACAAAAAUUGGUGAAGAAUGUGCACAAAAUGGUUGUGCUGUUGAUCUAUUUGUUUUUCCAAAUAAUUAUCUUGAUUUAGCAACUAUUGGUGAAGUUUGUCGUGUAUCUGGUGGACAGAUUUAUAAAUUUAAUUAUUUUUCAAUUGAAAAUGAUGGUGAAAGAUUAUUAGAUGAAUUAAAAAGAAAUUUUCAACGAACAACAGCUUUUGAUGCAUUAAUGCGUGUACGAACAAGUACAGGUAUUCGACCAAUUGAUUUUCUUGGUAAUUUCUAUAUGACAAAUGCUACUGAAAUGAUAUUUGGUACUAUUGAUUCGGAUAAAUCAGUUUGUGUUGAAUUAAAACAUGAUGAUAAAUUACCUGUUGAAAGCAAUACUUAUAUUCAAGCUGCUUUACUUUAUACAAGUAUAUCAGGUCAACGUCGUUUACGUAUAUUAACAUUAGCUUUAACAGUUACUUCAUCAUAUACAUCACUUUAUCCAGCUUGUGAUCUUGAUGUAAUUAUGAAUUAUGUAACAAAAGUGGCUCUACGUUCAAUAACAGUGUCAACUCCGAAGAGUAUACGUGAUAGUAUAAUAACACAAGCAGCAAAUAUGUUAGCAUGUUAUAGAAAAAAUUGUGCACAAUCAACAACAGCUGGACAAUUAAUUUUACCAGAAACAUUAAAAUUAUUACCAGUUUAUGCUACAUCAUUAAUUAAAUGUGAUGCUUUAACUGGAACUCAAACAGUAACAACAGAUGAUCGAAGUUUGUUAAUGCAUCGAUUAAUGUCUACGGGUGUUAAAGGAACAUUUGCAUAUCUUUAUCCCAGAGUUUAUGCUUUGCAUAAUUUGGAAGAAGAUAAUAUACCACCACCAAUGAUUCGAUGUUCAUACGAUCGUCUCUCGGAAACAGGAGCUUAUGUUAUUGAAAAUGGUUUUGUAAUGUAUAUUUGGCUUGGUAGUCAAAUCAAUCCUACAUUUACACAAUCAUUAUUUGGUAUUCAAACAUCACAUAUUCAACCAGAAAAAUGUCGUAUUGCUGAUCUUGAUAAUCCAAUAUCAAAAAAUGUUCGAACAUUAUUAAAUUUAAUUCGUAAUGAACGAGAUAGUUAUAUGAAACUUUUUGUUAUUCAACAACGUGAUUCAAUUGAACCAUUUUUCAAAAAUUAUCUUAUCGAAGAUAAAGGUUUUACAGGUGGUGCAUCAUAUGUUGAUUUUCUCUAUCAUUUACAUCGUGAAAUUCGAAAUAUUCUUCAAUAG
This is a messenger RNA of Rotaria sordida, 2867 nucleotides long. The record is from the annotation of a GenBank genome assembly. NCBI's taxonomy places the organism in Eukaryota, Metazoa, Rotifera, Eurotatoria, Philodinida, Philodinidae.